Molecule: messenger RNA, 549 nt
Organism: Saxophila tyrrhenica
Lineage: Eukaryota; Fungi; Ascomycota; Dothideomycetes; Mycosphaerellales; Extremaceae
Exons: 3
Coding region: 1-549 (182 amino acids)
Source: RefSeq, a predicted model, not a curated record
AUGCCAGAGACGUGGACCGCCGAGAAAAGCGAGAAGCUCGUCCUCGCCAUCAUCACUUCCCAAAAAAUCGACACCAAGGCUGCAUCGGCGAAAUGGCAGGAACUCUACGGUGACGCACCGACCAACGGCGCCCUCGACCAGCGCUUCACCAAGCUCCGCAAGGCCCAUGGGGUCAGUAGGACCGGUGGCAAGAAAGCUCCCACCACGCCGUCGAAGCCACGUACGCCUAAGACGCCGAAGGCGGUCAAAACUCCCGGUAGCAACAAACGCAAGGCCGUCGCCAUGAGCGAGGAAGACGACACGGAGCCCGAACUCAACAGCAAGCCUGAGCGCGCCUCUUCCAGGUCUCUUCGUAAGAAGUCCGCCACCCCAAAGUACUCCUUCGGCUCCGACGACGAGGGUGACGACGAAGCUGAGAACCAGACACCGCGUGUCAACGGGCACUCGGAGGCCAAGGCCGAUGAGGUCGGAGGGAGCAUUAAGACGGAGUCGGUGGCGGGUGAUGACAGCGACGUCAGUGAGUUCGGGGAUGCGGCGAUGGAGUUCUAG